CGCCGAGGCUCUCGCUUGGCGCGCGCGCUCUAAGCUGUGGGUCUGAGCUAGGGUGUUGGGGUUUUCUCUCUUUUUCUCCUUGGCUUUUUACUUUUUCCAGACGCUGGUGUUUCCGAGUCUCGACAUGCCGUCUUCUUUACUGGGCUCGGCGAUGCCGGCCUCCACGUCGGCCUCAGCUUUGCAGGAAGCUCUGGAAAAUGCAGGGCGGCUCAUCGACCGUCAGUUGCAAGAAGACCGCAUGUACCCGGACCUUUCCGAGCUUCUCAUGGUGUCUGCCCCAAAUAAUCCCACUGUUUCUGGCAUGUCAGAUAUGGAUUAUCCUCUACAGGGGCCUGGUUUGCUGUCGGUACCCAACCUUCCAGAGAUCAGUUCCAUCCGAAGAGUUCCUCUCCCACCUGAACUUGUUGAACAGUUUGGACGUAUCCUGUUACCUUUUUGGACAGUUUCUAUUGACCCAACUUCAGGAUCACCAAUUCCUUCAGGAGACCUUGCCUAUUUUGAUGGACUUAGUGAGACUAUUCUUGCUGUGGGACUUGUGAAACCAAAAGCUGGCAUCUUUCAACCUCAUGUACGACACCUCCUGGUUUUGGCAACCCCUGUGGAUAUAGUGAUUCUUGGACUUAGCUAUGCUAACUUACAAACAGGUUCUGGAGUUCUUAAUGACAGUAUGUGUGGUGGAAUGCAGUUGCUUCCAGAUCCUUUAUAUUCUCUUCCCACUGAUAAUACUUACCUUUUAACAAUAACUUCCACUGAUAAUGGCAGAAUUUUCUUGGCUGGAAAAGAUGGCUGUUUAUAUGAAGUAGCAUACCAAGCAGAAGCAGGUUGGUUUAGCCAAAGAUGUAGGAAAAUAAACCACUCAAAGAGCGCACUUUCUUUUCUUGUUCCUUCAUUGCUACAGUUCACAUUCUCAGAAGAUGAUCCUAUUGUUCAAAUUGCAGUUGAUAAUUCUAGAAACAUUUUAUAUACACGAUCUGAGAAAGGAGUAAUACAGGUAUAUGAUUUGGGCCAAGAUGGACAAGGAAUGAGCAGAGUUGCCUCAGUUUCACAGAAUUCUGUUGUUUCUGCUGCCGGAAACAUUGCUAGGACCAUAGAUCGUUCUGUUUUUAAGCCAAUUGUUCAAAUAGCAGUGAUUGAAAAUUCUGAAUCCCUGGACUGUCAAUUAUUGGCGGUUACACAUGCAGGUGUAAGGUUAUAUUUCAGCACUUGUCCGUUCAGACAACCAUUAGCACGACCUAAUACAUUGACACUGGUUCACGUCCGCUUACCUCCUGGAUUCUCAGCGUCUUCAACGGUGGAAAAGCCUUCAAAAGUACAUAAAGCUCUUUACAGUAAAGGCAUUCUACUGAUGGCAGCUUCAGAAAAUGAAGAUAAUGACAUUUUGUGGUGUGUCAACCAUGAUACAUUUCCUUUCCAAAAGCCAAUGAUGGAAACCCAGAUGACAACCCGUGUUGAUGGUCAUUCCUGGGCUCUUUCUGCAAUAGAUGAAUUGAAAGUAGAUAAAAUAAUUACACCCUUAAAUAAGGAUCAUAUUCCAAUAACUGACUCACCAGUUGUGGUACAGCAGCACAUGUUGCCUCCAAAGAAAUUUGUUCUCCUCUCAGCACAGGGAAGUCUCAUGUUUCAUAAACUUAGACCUGUAGAUCAACUGAGACAUCUACUUGUGAGUAAUGUGGGUGGAGAUGGAGAAGAGAUUGAAAGAUUCUUUAAAUUACAUCAGGAAGACCAGGCUUGUGCAACCUGCCUUAUCCUUGCUUGUUCCACUGCUGCCUGUGAUAGAGAAGUAUCUGCAUGGGCCACUCGGGCUUUCUUCAGGUACGGUGGUGAAGCACAGAUGAGAUUUCCAACCACUCUCCCUGCUCCAAGUAAUGUUGGUCCCAUCUUGGGGUCUCCUGUCUACUCUAGUUCUCCUAUUCCUAGUGGUAAUCCAUACCCAAAUCCAUCAUUUUUGGGAACACCAUCUCAAGGUGUACAUCCUCCUGCCAUGUCAACUCCAGUGUGUGUUUCAGGAAACCCAGCAACUCAGGCCGCAAGUAUGAGUUGUAUGGCUGCACCAGAGAUUGUGUACUCUGGAAAACACAAUGGUAUUUGCAUUUACUUUUCUCGAAUCAUGGGAAAUAUCUGGGAUGCGAGUUUAGUUGUGGAGAGAGUAUUCAAGAGUGGCAACAGAGAAAUCACUGCAAUUGAAAGUAGUGUCCCCUCCCAACUGUUGGAGUCAGUGCUACAAGAACUAAAAGGUUUGCAAGAAUUUCUAGACAGAAACUCCCAAUUUGCAGGCGGACCAUUAGGAAAUCCAAAUACAACAGCCAAAGUGCAGCAGAGGCUGAUAGGAUUCAUGCGUCCUGAAAAUGGAAAUACCCAGCAGAUGCAACAGGAACUGCAGAGGAAGUUUCAUGAGGCUCAACUGAGUGAAAAGGUUUCACUUCAGGCAAUCCAGCAGUUGGUUCGAAAAUCAUACCAGGCUCUGGCUUUAUGGAAGCUUCUUUGUGAACAUCAGUUCACUGUCAUUGUAGGAGAACUUCAGAAGGAAUUUCAAGAGCAGCUGAAAAUCACCACCUUUAAAGAUCUGGUAAUCAGGGACAAGGAACUGACCGGGGCAUUAAUUGCUUCUCUUAUCAACUGCUACAUCAGAGAUAAUGCUGCUGUUGAUGGCAUUAGUUUACACUUACAGGAUAUCUGCCCACUUCUAUAUAGCACUGAUGAUGCAAUUUGUUCUAAGGCAAAUGAACUCCUCCAGCGUUCCCGACAAGUUCAAAAUAAGAUUGAAAAGGAAAGAAUGUUAAGAGAAUCCUUAAAGGAAUAUCAGAAAAUCAGCAAUCAAGUGGACCUUUCCAGUGUUUGUGCUCAGUAUAGACAAGUCCGUUUUUAUGAGGGUGUAGUGGAGCUCUCUCUUACUGCUGCAGAAAAAAAAGAUCCUCAGGGUCUUGGACUUCAUUUCUAUAAACAUGGAGAACCAGAAGAAGACAUCGUGGGACUGCAGGCUUUCCAAGAAAGAUUAAACAGUUACAAGUGUAUUACAGAUACACUUCAAGAAUUGGUAAAUCAAAGUAAGGCUGCUCCUCAGUCUCCCAGUGUACCCAAAAAACCUGGGCCUCCAGUAUUGUCAUCUGAUCCCAAUAUGCUGAGUAAUGAAGAAGCAGGACAUCACUUUGAACAAAUGCUUAAAUUGUCUCAACGAUCCAAAGAUGAGCUCUUUAGUAUUGCCCUUUAUAAUUGGCUAAUACAAGCUGAUCUUGCAGAUAAGUUAUUGCAGAUUGCUUCUCCAUUUCUGGAGCCACAUCUAGUCCGAAUGGCCAAAGUUGAUCAAAACAAAGUUCGUUAUAUGGAUUUACUCUGGAGGUAUUAUGAAAAGAACAGAAGUUUUAGUAAUGCUGCUCGUGUCCUGUCCAAAUUGGCUGACAUGCAUAGCACAGAAAUUUCACUUCAGCAGCGACUAGAGUACAUUGCUCGAGCCAUUCUUAGUGCCAAAAGUUCCACUGCCAUUUCAUCGAUAGCUGCAGAUGGUGAAUUCCUUCAUGAAUUAGAAGAAAAAAUGGAAGUUGCUAGGAUCCAACUUCAGAUACAAGAGACACUACGAAGGCAGUAUUCCCAUCAUUCUUCUGUACAGGAUGCAAUUUCUCAGCUGGAUUCUGAGCUAAUGGACAUAACUAAGCUUUAUGGGGAAUUUGCUGACCCAUUUAAACUUGCAGAGUGUAAACUUGCAAUAAUUCAUUGUGCUGGUUAUUCAGACCCUAUAUUGGUGCAGACACUUUGGCAAGAUAUCAUAGAGAAAGAAUUGAAUGAAAGUGUAGCGUUGAGCUCCUCAGAUAGAAUGCAUGCUCUUAGUCUCAAGGUUGUGCUCCUUGGCAAAAUUUAUGCUGGCACACCUCGCUUCUUUCCUUUAGAUUUUAUUGUGCAGUUUUUAGAGCAGCAAGUUUGUACUUUGAACUGGGAUGUAGGUUUUGUAAUACAGACAAUGAAUGAGAUUGGAGUGCCAUUACCUAGACUACUAGAAGUAUAUGAUCACUUGUUCAAGUCACGGGAUCCAUUCUGGAACAGAAUGAAGAAACCACUGCACCUUUUGGAUUGUAUACAUGUACUGUUGGCAAGAUAUGUUGAGAAUCCUAGCCAGGUUUUAAAUUGUGAGAGGAGAAGAUUUACGAAUCUGUGCCUGGAUGCCAUUUGUGGUUAUCUGGUUGAGCUUCAGUCUAUGAGCUCUUCAGUGGCAGUACAAGCCAUCACAGGAAAUUUUAAAUCUCUUCAGGCUAAACUAGAACGGCUUCAUUAAUUAUUGUAAUGUAUUGUCGUCCAUGCAUUUUAAUCUGUAAAAUAAAACCUCAACUGGGUCCAGAUAUCAGGUGCUCUAAAUCUAAGAAUUUAAGAACAAUUUUAAUAGAAAU
Molecule: messenger RNA, 4376 nt
Organism: Odobenus rosmarus divergens (Pacific walrus)
Lineage: Eukaryota; Metazoa; Chordata; Mammalia; Carnivora; Odobenidae
Gene: NUP155
Product: nucleoporin 155kDa
Exons: 35
Coding region: 125-4264 (1379 amino acids)
Biological process (GO): protein import into nucleus; RNA export from nucleus; protein localization to nuclear inner membrane
Cellular component (GO): nuclear pore inner ring; nuclear pore
Molecular function (GO): structural constituent of nuclear pore
Source: RefSeq, a predicted model, not a curated record